GUUAGGGGAAGACCAGGAGGCUGAGAUGGCUGUACCCGAGGAAGAAAGAGAAGCAGCCAGGAGGCAAAUUGAAGCAGAGAGGGAUCCAGGAAGAAGAAGAAGAAAGACCGCUAGAGAGGAGAAGAGGAGGAGGAAGCACAAUUAAAGAAGUGGAGAUUGCGGAAAGGGCGCAGGAGUGGGCCGCACAUUUGAAGUUAGGGGAAGACCAGGACGCUGAGAUGGCUGUACCCGAGGAAGAAAGAGAAGCAGCCAGGAGGCAAAUUGAAGCAGAGAGGGAUCCAGUAAAGAGAGGGGCAAAGGAGGAGGAACAGCAAAUGGCGUGGAGAUACCGGUUAUCCCAAGAAAGGGUCAGGAGAUUGGAAGCGGCAGAGAGGGCGGACAAGGACCUAAGAGCGGUGGAAGUUAGGAUGGGGAAGAUCCGAGCGGAGACUGAGCUAGCAACCAAGCUAGAUACGCUGAUCCAAAGUGUAGAGGCUUUAUUAGUCGCACAACGGGAACAAAUGCAGUACGAACGCAGUCAAGACAUCAAGAUAGACGCGAUACCCGCGGGGUUCAAGGACUUCGCGUGCGACAGGAUGAAACACCUGCUGACCGAAGUGCACAUUGCGAUUAAUAGGACCCGAGAGUUUUGUACUGGCGCCAUUGAAGGCACCAAGCUAGCGGCCCCUAAGGAAGAGGAGCCGGCCCCACCACGUCGCGAGAAAGUCAAGGUCCGAUUUCCCGAACCCUUCAGUGGCAAGAAGGGUGAAGAUUUUGAUAACUGGGAGGCCAAUGUGCACUCCUAUCUGUAUCUGCAGGGAGUCACACCUGAAGACCACACUUUGGUGGCCUUCCAGGCCCUUAGAGACGAAGCAACUAGCUUUGCUAGGUCGCUAGCCCGCGCUGCCAACUGCGAUAACGAUAUGGUUACAUACUCCAGACUGACACCCCUCUCCGACUUCCUGAAAGCCCUCAGGGAGCGGUUUUCUGAUGUCACGCGGGGCCUUAAGGCCUCAGAUAAACUCCAAAUGAUCCACACUCGCCAGUGGAAGACUGUGCAUGCGCUAAAGUUCGCUAUGGACGAACUGAUUGCGGUCCCUGGGCAUGGAGUCAUUGAUGUGCAACUCCUUAACCUCUUCUACCGCGCUCUGCCUGAAAAUAUUCAGGGACACUUCUUCGAGAAGAAGAAUCAGCAGGGCAUGACUUACGAUACACUUAGUCGGGAGGCAGUUGCAUUUGCCGCCCAAGCGUCGCCAGUUACCACGUUCUGGCACAAGGAUCUGUCUAAGGGAAAAACGUGGAAGGGACGCACCAUCUCAGGCCAAAUCAAGGCCAAAGAUAAUCUGAUCUUAACGAUGGAGGAAGGUGGUGCAGAGGAGGUUCCCUACUCUGACAUCGAGUGGGGAUUAAAGGAGGACAACAGCGCAGGCCAGGGGAGAACCUACGCUGCUGUCGCGGCUGGAGGGAGGCCGCAAGGAGGACAACGGUCCGGCCCAAACACCCGGCGCGACACCUCCACUAUGCCGUACACAAAGGAGGAGGAGGCGAAGAUGGCCGCCAUCCUGCAAGAGAGGAAGGAGAAGGAGGCCAAGAAGAAGAAGGAGGCUAAGAAGAAGGCCCUGCAGGAGGAGCAGGCGGCAGAGUUGAGAAAGAUAGAGGAGGAGAUGGCCAGGGAGAAGGAAAGAUUGAAAAAGGAAGAAGAGCAGAAGCUGAAGGAGGUGGAAGAAGAAGAGGAGGAAGAUGAUCAGUCACUGGAGAGGAGAAGAGAACAGCGAGGGCAGUACAGUGGCAGCAAAGAUGAUGAGAUGGAGAAGCGGAUCUCAGAGUGGGUCGCCAACUUUUCCCUGGGAGAAGAAGAAGAGGUAGCCAUGUAUAUCCCCAAGGACGAGCAGGAAGCCGCUAUGAAGGAGUGGGAAGCAGAAAGGGAUGUUGUGAGGCGGCAUGCAAUGGAGGAUGAAAAAAGGAUGGAGUGGAAGUUGAGAGUGAUGAGGGAAAAGAAGARGAAAKUGGACGCGGCGAYUGACGCGGUYAARGACCUAGGGGAGAUGMAGCAACUAACCSUGARGUUGACCCCUCAGGUAGACCUUGAGAAAAAGGUAGAACUCAUUGCCCAGACUGUCGAGCGCUUAGCCCGGAUACAAGAACAACAGUACGAUUUUAGUCGAAGCCAGGACAUGGUUGUGCGCUCCAUACGAAUGGGGUUUCGGGACUUUGCUCGCGAAUUGGUAGGCGCGAUAGGAUCCGAGGUGAAUCAUCCCCUCGAGAAGACUGAACGAUUUUGCGCUGGCGCCAUUGAGGGCGUCAAGGCGGCAGCUCCCAAGGAGGAGGAACCACGCCCGCCGCGUAGAGAGCCAGUCAAGGUCAAAUUCCCUGAUUCCUACAGUGGGAAGAGGGAAGAGAACUUUGAUAACUGGGAGGCCAACGUUAAGACCUACAUGCAUUUGCAACAGGUCUCCCCGGAUCAGCAAGUUCUAAUUGCGAUCCACGCACUUAGAGAUGAGGCCGCCAGUUUCGCAAGAUCCCUUGUUCGCGCUGCCAACUGCAGUGACGAUCCCGUUGCCUAUUCGGCAUUUACUUCCCUCACUGAGUUCAUGAGAUUGCUGCGCGAGCGAUUUGCAGAUGUCGCUCGAAGUGUCAAGGCCUCAGACAGGCUCCAGACAAUCCACGCUCGUAAGUGGAAGAGUGCCAGGGCACUCAAGAGCACGAUGGAUGAAUUAAUUGCUGUUCCUGACCAUGGGGUCACAGACACCCAAUUGGUCGGCCUCUUCUACCGGGCUAUCCCCGAAGCCUUGCGAGGGCACUUCCUCGCGAAGAGCGAAGAUCCGGCCACUACGUAUGAUUCUCUUAGUCGUGAAGUGGUGGCGUUUGAAGCCAAGUCUGCAUCUGUGUCUACCUUCUUGCACAAAGACUUGGAUAAGGGAAAGCAAUGGAAGGGCCGCACUAUCUUUGGGCAAGUGAAGACUAAGGAUAACCUUGUCCUAACUCUAGACGAGGGUAGUGUGGAUGAGAUCCCCUACGACCAGAUUGAGUGGGGGUUAGAGGAGGAUGACAGCGGUGUGGUCCACGAGAGAACUUACGCUGCUGUCGCGGCUGGAGGGAGGCCGCAAGGAGGAGGACGAGGCCAGGGCCAAGGGGGCCGGGCCUCAGGGAGCCGUUUCCAGGGCGAUCAGGGGGUUGGCGGUAGAGCAGGAAACCGCCAAGCGGGAGGCAGGGGUCAAGGUCCCCCGCAAAACCGUCCUAGGAAUAGGUCCCCUAUAGGAGGAUGGCACCCAGGGCUACCUCCGGAGGGAGUCCAGGCGUAUUUCCGCCUAGAGAAAGAUGGGAAGGUGGAGAAGGUCCUCCACUCCCUGACUCUCCUCGUAGAGGACAGCCUCCCGUUUGAUAUUGUGCUGGGAAUGGAUUGGGGAGAGGCAGUUGGGGCCACGCUCCAUUUGAAGGAGCACGAGUGUAGGCUCCCUAGUGCUGCAGGCGAGGCUAAGAUUGCCCGCCUGUUCCAUGUGUCAGGAGUAGAGAAUUCAUUGGCACACUGCUGCCUCAGUGCCCUUGCGUUCGCCAGAUUAGUGAAGAAGGAGCACUUAGAGGAACAGGUCUUUGUUGCUUAUGUUAGGCCAGUCACUGAGCCUAAGGAAGAGAAGCCCGUAGACCCUGCUAUUGCUAAAUUGCUGGAAGAGUGUAAGGAUUUGACUGAGCCGCCGACAGGCAUCCAACACCGUAUUGAGAUAGAGCGUGGCAGUAGAACUCCUAAGGGUGCUGUAUACCGGAUGUCCCCGCGGGAGUUAGAGGAGUUGCGGAAGCAGUUGGACGAGCUCCUUGAAAAGGGUUGGAUUAGGCCCUGUUCCAGGGCCCUCGAAGAACAUCAGGGUCAUCUCAGGCAGGUCUUGGAGAAGCUGAGGGAAGCUAACUUCAAGAUCAAUGCAAAGAAGUGCGAUUGGGCAAAGACCCAAGUUCUGUACCUAGGCCACGUCUUUGACGGAGACGGCAUUAAGCCAGAGGAUAGCAAGAUCGCAGCGAUUAGAGAUUGGCCCACACCACGUACGCUGACAGAGUUGCGCUCGUUCCUGGGCCUAGCUAAUUACUAUAGGAAGUUCGUGAGGAACUUCUCCACCAUCGCUGCGCCCCUUCGCAGAUUGCUGAGAAAGAAGACCAUCUGGAAGUGGGAUAAGGACUGCACGCCUGCCAUGAAGAAGUUAAAGCAAGCAUUGAUAGAGUAUCCAAUCCUUAAAGUUGCCGACCCGUCCUUUCCCUUUGUCAUCACAACUGAUGCAAGUCAAUACUGCAUAGGCGCAGUGUUGCAGCUAGACGAUGGCAAUGGGUAUAGACCCGUAGAGUUCAUGUCCGCCAGGAUGCCUUCAGAGAAGGUCGCGACAUCGACCUAUGAGAGGGAACUCUACGCUCUCAGGCAAGCCUUAGACCACUGGAAGCACUACUUGCUUGGGAGGCAUUUCAAAGUCUAUUCUGACCACGAAACGUUACGAUGGUUAAAGACGCAGGCCAAGAUAACACCUAAGCUUACUAGGUGGGCCACAGAGAUAGAUCAGUACGACUUCGAGCUCAAGCCUGUCAAAGGGAAGUACAACGUAAUCGCGGAUGCUCUGAGUAGGAGGGCAGAUUACUUUGGGGCAAUAGUACACUAUCUUGAUAUAGGGAAGGAUCUGCAACAAAAGGUUAGAGAGGCCUAUGCGCAGGACCCUAUCUAUAGUGAGCUCCUUAAGAAGGUCAAGGAGGCCCCAGAGACUGAGCCGAACUACCGCAGUACUGAAGGGCUGUUCUUUGAGAAGACUAAUGUAUUUGACCGUCUGUGCAUUCCCAAUAGCGAAGAGAUUCGUAGUCUGAUUUUGGGCGAAUGCCAUGACACAGAGGGUCAUUUUGGUUGGCAAAAGACCUUAGCCAAUCAGAUGCGCGCGUAUACCUGGCCAGGGAUGAAGAAUGACUGCAUAGAGUAUGUUCGCAGUUGUAAGGUCUGCCAGCGUAACAAGAGUUCUACGCGUGCCCCGUUAGGUCUUCUCAGACCCUUACCCAUUCCGGACCAACCGGGAGACUCAGUGUCCAUCGACUUCAUGGACACUCAGGUCAAGAGCAGGCAUGGCAAGAGCCAAGUCAUGGUCAUAGUUGACCGAUUUAGUAAGUACGCAGUCUUUAUUCCUUUGCCGUCAGAGGCACGUACUGAUUUAGUCAUUCAGAGGUUCUUUGACUGUUGGGUUAGUGAGAAUGGAAUCCCGCUGUCAAUAGUUAGCGAUAGAGAUAGUCGCUUUACCAGCCAGAACUGGCAAGAACUCAUGGGAGUGUAUGGAUCCGAGUUGUUGAUGUCGUCUGGCCGUCAUCCAGAGACUAACGGUCAGAUAGAGCAACUGAACAAGAUCCUACAGCAAGUUCAGCGCAUGUACAUUAGGCCAGAUCAGAUUAACUGGGAUGAGAUGUUACCUAAGGUAGCUAGUGCAUAUAAUAACAGCGUGCAUCUGUCCACCUGCCGCACUCCCAACGAACUGCACAAGUCCUUUAGGCCCCGUAGACCGUUUGAAGGACUUAGCCGGGAUCAGAUUCACAGAUUGCCGCCCGGGAUGAGGGAGUUUGCUGUGCAACACGAGAAAGAACUAGCUACUGUAGUAGAGAACCUCAGAAAGGCCCAGCACAGGAUGAUAGAACAAGCCAAUAAGCAUCGUCGCCCCUCACAGUUCCAAGUAGGCGACUUAGUCUGGGUCAGUUCUAAAGAGUUUGCACCUGAGGAGAACAUCUCGCAGAARUUACUGCCCACCUAUAGAGGACCGUGGCCAGUCUUAGAAGUCAAGGGCGGCGAAGAUGGACCGUCCUAUACCAUAGAACUUCCAGCACAUCUCCACACGUAUCCAGUUUUCCAUGCAUCAAAGUUGUUACCGUAUCAAACAAGUGAUCAGUUUCCAUCCCGUAGGUCCAUGAUCCCACCGGAUAUGGAUGGAAGAUACGACAUUGAUGGGAUAGUGGCUGAAGAUGUCUUCAGGACUGGAGGUACCUCGAAGACGAAGCUGGAGCAAUGGCACUGCAGUCUGCGACUGGACAUCCCUCCAGAGAAAAAGGGUGAAAAGGCAUUGCUUGAAAAUGGCCGCCGAAGGCCGGAAAAGACAUUGGCAUUCGGGAGGCCACUAGGUGACUGUUUGGCAGCAACUGCUCCAUGGCAUGGGCAGAACACUGUACCCAUGCAACAGACAGCUGCUGCCGAGUUGUCAUGCGCCACCCAAAGAUUAUGGCACAGCCAACGCAUCGGAACUUCCUGUCGCAUACAUAGUAUGACGACUGCGACUCUUGCUCCUACAGCAGUUAGUUCCAUGGUUGGGAGGAUGUGGCAUAAGGCAGUUUGCUCCUCUCACCACUGCCACCUGUCAAUAUGGCAGCAAGUUCUGGGCAAAGGGGCAAAGCGUAGAAUCGACCAAAGCAGCGCUGGCAUCGGUGAGCAGCUAAUGGGAUCCCAUGCCCAUGAGGGCAAAUUUGAGGGCAAAUUAAAACUGGUCGUGAACCGAGCCAUAUCAUUUUUGGCUGUUGAGAGUCGGGAUCCAGUCAGCAGAUUGACUCCUAGGAAGCACUACUGCUGGUACAUGGCGGAAAACGUUUGCCUGCGAUGUUACGUUCAGAGAUCACAGAUUGAGUUUUUGAACCAAGUGUCGUCUAACGGUGCCUCUCUUACCCGUAACUGUCGUCAUCACCCCCAAGGCAGUCAUCAUCCUCCGCCUCAUGGUCGACGGAUGCCAUUUCUUCAACAUGAUUGGUCUCAACCAAUGGAUUUGAUUCCCAAGUCAGCAUAUGGAACAGGUGUCCAUGAGGAAGAUGCCAGCAACUCUGGGCGAGUAGUUCUACAAUCAGCGGUCGGCCACAUUGGCUAUGGCUGGGGAGAGCCUGCUGCUUGCAUGCUGGGUUUAACUGCCAUCGGUGGCUCUCUCUAUCUUUUGGCUGGAAGACGAAAUGUGCCAGUCUCUGUCCGAGACGUAAAGUACACGGGCAUGGGAUGGACCCGGCGGAGAUGUUGGCCCUUGGGUGUCCGCAUUGCUACCUUUACAGCAGGCGGACGAGAGGGUGAAGAGGACGGUGAUUUUCGUGGUCCUGUCAUCGCUCAGUCUGCUGAGGGUUCAAAGCCGCCGGUUGUGACAGUUGCCGAGACAUUGUCUGGACAGCAUCCUGGCGGUCCCAAGCUUGAUAGCCCUGGGAUUGGGAGCAGGAGGAUCGAUCCAGAGGUCUUGCCAAGGAGAGAUGCACGUUUUGCCCAAGCUCUAUACCAGGAUCAUGACCAGGAACAGAAGGUGUUGACUUCCUUCAACACCCAGCCUGUUGUGGCACGGGGACAAUGCUGUAUAGUCAGGGAAGCUACCCAAGAAGAACUCCUUGCGGUUGCAGAGGUGCAGGCAUCAUCCUUUCACACACCCUACCGGUUUGAACCGCUCGAUCGGUUCUUCUACAUGCUCUUCAAGUUCUCUGCUGGAGUUGAGCUGCUGCGGUUCUCUGCAGGAGUCGAGAAGCUGCCCUCUGCUGGAGUCGAGCUGCUGCACUCUGCUGGAGUUGAGCUACUGCGCUUUCCUGGAGUCUUAGCAGCUGCAGCUCUGCUGGAGUCUAGCUUCUGCAGUCUGCUGGAGUCGAGCUGCCACACUCUGCUGAAGUCGAGCUGUUGCACUCUGCUGGAGUCGAGCUGCUGCAGUUCUCUGCUGGAUUCAAGCCGUUGCACUCUGCCGGAUUCCAGCUAUUGUGCUCUGCUGAAGUCCAGCUGCUGGGCUCGCCUACCUUCUUCCCCUGAGAAGAACAUAUGGUACAUCGAAGACGAAGCUGGAGUUAUGGCGCCACAGAGAGCCAAAUAUGAAAUUAUUCAAAGAGAAAGUGGUUCCUCGAGGAGGAGGAGGAUGGUGUUAGUGGCAGUUCGCACGGAGACGGACGUGCUAGAAGAUGACAUGAGGACGAGGGAAGGAGGCUCUAUCGAAGAGGAAGAGGAAGCGACCUCGCAGCGGAUAUCUGCAGACAUUAACGGAGGUCCGUACAGUCGACCAGCCGGCGAAGAUAAGGAGGUCGAGAUCAUUGGUGCAGUGAACCUAACCGUUUCCAAGGACUAUGAUGUACUCCGCCACCUUGACGGAGGAGUCGAGGAGUUUUUGUACGUAAGUGGAAUGGCAGUGUUGGAGAGGUACAGACAGAAAAAGAUCGGCAUGCUCCUACUCAUGGCUGCAGAGAAGACGGCCAGGGGGUGGGGAUACCGUCGCCUAUAUCUUAAUGUAUACGACGACAACUUGCCGGCUAGACGACUUUACGAGAAAGUUGGGUACCAAGUAUUGGCUCGCUACGGUCUUUGGCAGUCCAAUAUCUUCGGUAUGAAAAGGCGCAUUUUAAUGACGAAGGAGAUCUGAAUGUUGGUAGCCACUUGGAUUUUUUAUUUCCMCCCCCCCUCCCCCCCCCCUUCAAUCAUCGUUUCAGGGCCCUCCUUCUGCCUCCUGGGUGGUAUGAGCCCCAGGAGAUAGAAAGUGGCACUGGUUCUGGGAGUAAGCAAAAUCUAUCUUUAUUACUCCUUAAACUAUUAAAUUCGAUUAAUCAACAGUGCUAUUUUAC
This is a messenger RNA of Chara braunii, 8532 nucleotides long. The record is from the annotation of a GenBank genome assembly. NCBI's taxonomy places the organism in Eukaryota, Viridiplantae, Streptophyta, Charophyceae, Charales, Characeae.